AUGGCAAACGACGGGUUGGACAAUUUUCGACAAGCUACGGAGGGCUGGCAGUCUUUUAUCAUGAGAUGGGGCGUUCCGUACGGAAGGGAUAUCGGGCAGGCAGGGCAGGGAGAUGACGAGUUGUGUAUCGGUGACUUCAUCUGUCUGUACUCUGAGGAGAGCGCCGGAUAUGUGUACUCACAAAUGUCCAGUGCCGGACAUACCGAGGUUAGCGUGGGGGUGAAGCAACAUCGGAAGAAGCCGCCGCUACCAAAUGCACAAGUGGCAACGUUUAAAAUCUGCGUACAGUACCGGUACAAGGCGAGCAAGAAGCACUGGCGAGCACAAGAAGAGAGCAGGAAGGAUCCGAAUGAUCUGACGAAGAAAUCGGAGAUGUAUCGCGCCCAGGCUGCGGCGGACGCGGAGAGCGCCGACAACGACAUGGAACAGAAACGUCAGGAGGGCAAACGCCUGCACUACGGACAGGUUAUUCAGCUCCAGCACGUGUUUACCAAGAAGUUUGUCCACGUCAGCACCACCCAGACGUCACAUACCGAGAUUAACAACAUGCGGGUGGAGCUCCUUCCGUUCAACUCCAAGCAUGCGCAGUACAAAAUCAUGCCGAGGUUUAAGGUCAAGGCCGAACUGGACACCGUCCGCUUGGGGGACCAGAUCGUGCUGGAGAGUGUGAAGACGCCAGGGAACUACCUGCACACCAGUAAACCUGCAUACGGGCCUAAAUUCGUGGAGAGCACGAGUCGCGAGUUGAACCUGUCCGUCAGGCAUAGCGCCUUCACGGUUUACCGCAACAGCAGCGCCAAGGAUCAACAGGACAAAUACCUCACCGGCGGUUGUUUGAUCCGUCUGUACCACAAAGAACACGAAGCCUACAUGGUGGCGAGUGGCUCGUUCGGGGAUGAAAGCUUCGAAGACGUGCAUCUGAGAGUCCGGCCACAGGACACCAACAAACCCAGGUCCAUGUUCCCGUCAUCCUCUGCGAUCACGUACUGGCAGGUGGAACAUGGCGAUGACAUCAUGAACGGGAAUACGCUUUGUUGGGAACAACGAUGUCUGUUACGUCACAUCACAACAAGGAAGUACCUCAGUGUGUCCAGAGACGGGGACAAGUUCAAGCUUGAUCUAAGCGAUGAUCUGAACGAUGCAAACACGAUAUUCCGCCUUCACCCAGUCAUUCAGGAAUCUGAGGAGAUCCCGUUUGACAGUUACUGCCGGAUCGAACAUGUGGUGACUGGUACCUGGGUACAUGCUCUACAAGAAACGUACGUGCCGACCUGGCACGGGGCUAUCGGCGCGUCUGAUGAGGGCAUGGCGUGGGACCGGGCGUCCCUACAGAAGGUCGGCAUGGUGGACAGGUGCAUGUACGACGACGCCUUCACCAUCCAACAGGUGAAUGCUGAACGUCAGUUCAUAAUGAGCUACGCUUCUGGCAUCCUUCCGGUCAUCAAACACAUCAUAGAAUAUAGGAAGGAUGGAAACCCCAUCACUGAGAGGCAGGCUGCUGACUGCAUUGAGACACUGAAGGAGCUCUCUAAGUGGCAGAUUGUCAAAGGAGAACCGAUCAAGGAUCGUCAAAAACUGUUGAGGAAUCUCAGGAUUAUCGAGUUGCUUAUCAAGCUGUUGGGGACUCCAUAUCGUGGUUCAGAUGACAAACGACACCUGAUCGGCAUAUUUGUGGAGGCCUACGCGGCCCUGUUCACAUACCUGAUCGGAGACAGCAGGAAGAACGAGCUGUACAUGGCCAGGCACACCAGUUUCAUACACAGCCAGAUUAAAGAUGAGGGUGAGGUUGGUCUGGCUGCUACUAAGAUGCUGAUGGAGCUGGUACAUGACAACAGGAAGAUCGUGGACAGGAUCAACAAGGCCCAGAUCGACACCUUCAUCAACCUGCUCAUGAGGAACAAGGACUACCGAUACCUGGAGAUGUUGGCAGUUCUCUGUGUUUGUGACGGGGUGGCAAUUCCCGAGAACCAAGAGUACAUCACAAAAGUAUGGCUCUGUGACCAGGACGCUAAGGCCUGUGUGUACCAUACUGAGCUUGGGCCAGGGAUCGGGAAGGAAGCAGACCUGGUGCAUGUGUCCACAACCAAUCGCCGCAGGUGGACACCUCUGCAUGAGUUUGUCAAGACUGCGGAUGAACAGAGCAUCCUGUUCCUCAACUAUCAACUGGACCUGUUUGAAAAACUUUGCUUUGGAGGGAAUGAGUUUGCCAUAUCGGUCAUAACAAAGGAACUGAAGUAUCUGACGUGGGAAGAAGCUUUUCUGUGUCUGUCUGAUGAUCGGCUGCCUGACCAGCUCCGAGCUGUCUAUUGUCGCCUUAUCAACGGCUUGUUUGUGGAGGUGACGAGCAACUGUUUCCCGCUGCCCCUGGACUACAUCAACCUCUCCUUCAUCUGGGACGAUCUGAAGGAUUCUGGAUUUGUUGGGGAUGAAGUACAACAGCCGAACACACCCAAGCAGGCCAGCCUGAAGAAGGUUCUACCGACGCUACAGAAGUGGAUCGCAAAGUUCCUGCAUCAGAACAAGGACAUGACAGCCUCACUCAUCGGCCAUAACAUGCUUAUUGAACAGGUUCUACAUCUUGUGUACUCCUUGGUCCAACAUGGCUACUACAGCACGGAGGCUGAUGUUACUAUGCUGACUGGACCAAUGUUCUCUCUGCUGGACGGAAGGAACGACAAGCCCUGUCCUCCCAACACUAUGAGUGCUGAACAGUAUAAAAAGCUACUGCAGAGCUACCAGGAGACCAUACGGUACCGGCCCUCCAAGAAGACCAAGGCCAUAGUCGACGCCAAACUAGAGGCAUUGAAAGUGUUGAAGCUGCUACUGAACCAUCGCUUCAAUACAAUCUUGAAGCGUUUCGUUCUGGAGUUCCGAGUAACACUUGAGAACUCUCAGGCAGCAAAGCUGUUCACAUCCAACGAGUUGGAGCCGAUGCUAUAUGCGAACUAUGAUCCAGACGAGGAUGACGAUGCACAGGAAGCUGUUGAGAAGAAGCUGAGGGACAUCGCUUUUUCCUGUACGCACUUUGACCUGGAGAAGCUGAAAGAGAUCAUCAUGGAUGUUUCGAAUUACGAGUAUGACCAGAUGGUGGUGGAGUCGAUGGAGGUGUUGAACCUGUAUUACUCCACCUUCAUGGACCUGUUCAGGCGAGCCGACCAAUCUAAGGUUCUGAUGACAGAGAAGUCGUGUGAGGUGCACAGGGAAGUACUGAAGGACCUUCCCAGGUUCCGGAAGCUCGUACCGGCCAAACUCAGCAACGACAACCUCAACACCAUGUGUGGCAUUCUGGACAAGUUCAUCGGAUUUUGCUGUCUGCCUGGAGUAGCAGGAGAGUCACACCCUGUGAACCAGGCCAUCCUCUACAACUUCUAUGUCCUUGAAAGUGUCCUUGAGGUUCUGUUCCAGAAGGUCGACAUGCACCUUCAGGAGCAGUACUCGCGUCAGCAGGUCAUCUUCAAGAAAUGCUUCAAGCUACUAAGGGUGCUGGCAAGGGGGAACGAGAUUGUGCAGCUGCGUCUGUUUGAGCGACUUGACGACCUGCUGAAAGUUAGAGGGGCUGAAGUGGAGAUGGCCAAGGCCAUUACUGAGAUUUUCACCGGGAACAAGCUGGCGUGCCUGAAGGUCCAGCAGCACCACGUGGAGCAGGUGUGGAAACUGGUGGAGGAACACGGGGAAAUGUGCUGCGAGUUCCUGGAUCUUCUCAACGCCAUUGUCAAGGUGGAGGAACUUGACCUUCCCCUGAAGAGGAACCAGAGUUUUGUGAUGAAGUUCUUCAUGCAGUACCGAUCUGAAGUAGCAGGGGUCAUCGAUAGGAGUGCUGAAGAAAGGAUGACAGUUUUCACAGCGACACAAAACAUCGGAGACCUGCGGUACAUGAUGGGGAUGGUGAAUGUUCUCGCCACAUGUGCAGAGGGAGAAAACAGGUUCAUAGAGUCCAUCUGCCAAACCAUCUUCUCCGUGGACGAACUGUUCCAGAUCCUGAACAACGAGCAGAUCGACAACAACCUGAAGCGGCCGUUCCUCCGCUUCCUGCUGUGGGUGUACCUCAACACGGCCGGCAGCGUGCUGGACAGCGGCGUCGGGGAGCUGGCGCACGAUCCGUAA
Molecule: messenger RNA, 4104 nt
Organism: Branchiostoma belcheri (Belcher's lancelet)
Lineage: Eukaryota; Metazoa; Chordata; Leptocardii; Amphioxiformes; Branchiostomatidae
Product: inositol 1,4,5-trisphosphate receptor type 3-like
Exons: 45
Coding region: 1-4104 (1367 amino acids)
Biological process (GO): calcium ion transmembrane transport
Cellular component (GO): endoplasmic reticulum; membrane
Molecular function (GO): inositol 1,4,5 trisphosphate binding; inositol 1,4,5-trisphosphate-gated calcium channel activity
Source: RefSeq, a predicted model, not a curated record